Rhinichthys klamathensis goyatoka is the source of this 718-nucleotide messenger RNA. It is a transcript of the gene cep19, whose product is annotated as centrosomal protein 19. NCBI's taxonomy places the organism in Eukaryota, Metazoa, Chordata, Actinopteri, Cypriniformes, Leuciscidae. The transcript has 3 exons. Gene Ontology annotation, cellular component: spindle pole; centrosome; centriole. Gene Ontology annotation, biological process: trans-Golgi to periciliary membrane compartment transport; microtubule anchoring at centrosome. The record is from RefSeq and is a predicted model, not a curated record. Bases 145 to 633 code for a protein of 162 amino acids.
AACACCCGGCCGACAGGUGGCGCUAAUGAGCCUCUCGUGCGAGAAACUCCCCCGUCAGAAGAAAAGGAUACAGGGGCGACGAGGAAGCAUGGAAACCGCAAUCAAAUAACCACAACAAGACUGGACAUGUCAGUGUGAGUGAAAAUGUCCAUAGUAGCAAAGCAAUGUGGAGUGAAAUUUAUUCCACCUUCAAUCAUCCUCGUAUAUGAGAACAAGAACACCAGCAAGAUGCGGAAAAGAAUCAUACCUGUGAGGAACUUCUCUCAGUAUUCAGACUGCAGCCGAGCAGCAGAGCGGAUGAAGCAUCAUGUCCGUCACAGCAUCUAUCUGGAGUCUGUGUCUAUGGUCCAGCUUGAGAGACUUCACCUCAUCCUCCGGGAUCAUCUGCGGGGCCUCAGCCUGGACCAGAGCCUCGCCGCCCAACGGGGGCCCGACCUCGACGACGAGGACCUGAACAAACUGAGCGAUGAAGAGCUCGACCGCAGGAAGGCUCAGAUGGACGAGCUGUUCGAGCGCAACCGCAGACGCAAAGAGGACCCGGAGUUCGUGUACGACCUGGAAGUGGAGUUUCCCGAGACCAGCGUGCGAGAGACGUGUAGCUGGGACGGGGAGCCGUCCGAUGAUGAGUUCUAGAACAUCAGGGACACUUAGAGGAAGUGAUUCAGACAUGGUGCAUUAUGGGGGUUUAUGUUGUUGAAGUCUGGUGAUGAACAUGCUG